Acanthochromis polyacanthus (spiny chromis) is the source of this 3351-nucleotide messenger RNA. Its product is annotated as extracellular serine/threonine protein kinase FAM20C-like. Gene Ontology annotation, cellular component: Golgi apparatus. The record is from RefSeq and is a predicted model, not a curated record. NCBI's taxonomy places the organism in Eukaryota, Metazoa, Chordata, Actinopteri, Pomacentridae. The coding region runs from base 203 to 1891 and encodes 562 amino acids. Gene Ontology annotation, biological process: protein phosphorylation. The transcript has 11 exons. Gene Ontology annotation, molecular function: phosphotransferase activity, alcohol group as acceptor.
AAGAGACGAGUAAACACAUUGAUCUGUGUCACUUUAACCUGGCACCACUCCCUACCUGAGCCUGGGAGCAAGUAGAGAAAAUGACAAACAGCAGAGUAAAGGCUGCCUGGAUGCAGAAUAGAGCCUCUUCUUCAUUCUUUUGGGAAAAACACCAACAAGAUCCCAGAGGUGUCAGGAAGCACUAAAAAGGAAGAAAGUGAGGAUGAUACGGUGUAUGCGGCGUCGCUCCAGGACAAUCUGUCUGUCCUUGGCCUUCAUCACCAUUUCCCUCCACCUCCUCCUGGCGCUCACCUCGCUUUCCAUUUACCACCAGCCCUGUGACCCCCCACCGCCUCCCAGGACAGACAUCCUGAGAGUCCUGGCACGCACCAACUACACUUCUGUGGGGGUCAGUGGAGGUCCAGCUGAGCCACCAACUGAUACUUUACAAAGACAUUUUUCCAACAAAGAUGCCAAAGGGAGUGCCAAAGGUCAGGUACAAACACUUUCAGACAAAGGCUGGUCAGUGAAAGGAGGUGAAAACGCCUUAAUCAAUUUGGCAGGCGGCGUGGGCCAUCAUGAUUCCAACCAAGCUGAACCUUUGGAGUCUGACUUGUCAAAGCUGGAGGCGCUGUUUGACCAUCCGCUUUACAACAUACCCAGUCCUGCUGUCCCUGAGGAGGACUGGCUGCUGAAAGUGAAACCAAAGGUGAAGGCGAGUGAGAAGAGCUCACAGAUGUGGGUGAGUGCAAGCCAGGAAGCCUACGAGGAUGUCCAGUGGAGCAGCGACAGUAACAGCCACCCACCGUGGCUGAGAUUCCACCUGAACAUCUCCCGCUGGCAGCUCUACCUCCAUCGUGACCCCAACAUGGAGCCUCUGACCCAGCAGCUUGCCACGAACCGCAUCGUCAGUGCAGUGCAGAAGUCUGGCGGGACGCAGCUCAAGCUGGUGAUGUCAUUCCCCAACUAUGGACAAGCCAUGUUCAAACCCAUGAAGCAGGACAGAGAUGAAGAGACCAACUACAACCUCUACUACUUUUCUGACUUUGAGAGACACAAUGCAGAAAUCGCAGCUUUUCACCUGGACAGGAUUUUGGGCUACAGGAGAGUCCCUCCUGUGGCUGGGAGGUUGGUUGAUGUGGUCAAAGAGAUCAAAGACAUCACGACCGACCGCAAGCUGGCCCGAACCUUUUUCACCUCCCCUGUGGGGAACGUGUGCUUCUACGGCCAGUGCUCCUACUACUGCUCAACAGAGCAUGCUGUGUGCGGCCGCCCCCGGCACCUGGAGGCCUCCUUGGCUGUCAUGCUGCCAGAUCUGUCCCUGGCCGCCCGCAGGACCUGGAGAUCCCCAUGGAGACGCUCCUACAGCCGCAGCAAGCUGGCAAAAUGGGAGACAGAACCUGACUACUGUUCGACAGUGAAAAAGACCCCGCCGUACGACAAAGGCACCAGACUGGUGGACUUCAUGGAUAUGGUCAUACUGGACUUCUUGAUGGGUAACAUGGACAGGCACCACUAUGAAACGUUUGAGAAGUUUGGCAACAAUACUUUUCUACUGCACCUGGACAAUGGGAGGGCAUUUGGGCGUCACUCCAAAGAUGAACCUUCUAUCUUAGCUCCACUAGAACAGUGCUGCAGAAUCCGUCGCUCUACUUGGCUACGCCUGCGCCUUCUGUCUUUGCCACAGUAUCGCCUUAGUGACGUCAUGAGGGCCUCGCUUUUCAGUGAUCCCCUUCACAGGGUGGCCCCACUGCUGUCAGAGCCCCACCUCGCUGCUCUCAAUCGACGUUUGAAAACUGUGCUAGAGACCAUAGGUCGUUGCCAAAAGCAACAGAAAGAGGAUGGUGGUGGUGAAGAGAUCUUUUAUGACGAUAUUGCCGAUUUGAAAGACCUGGUCGUUCCUCCUGAGUAGAGCAGCCACACACGUUCACCACGUGGUGUCUGUGUCUAUAAUUACACUAGAUUCUGCAAAACAAUAGAGGAGUUAAUGCCAAACUUAAAGACACAAGAAUCAAAAUUGUGUCUUGACAUACUCCCAGUUAAAACAGUAUGCAUACACGCUUGAAUACUGAAGUUUAAGAACCAUCUUUGACUUAUAGCUGUGACACACACUACAACAUGCAUACCGUAAAACGGGGCUAUAAGGGACAGCGGGGUAAUAAGGGACACUUUUCCGGAAAAUGUUUUAAAUGUAAUUCUGUGGUUUUUAUGUUGAGCAAGAUGCGGUUUUGUGUUGUUUUUAUCAAUUAUCCAUGAAUUCUUAAAGAAAUCUAGGUAAAAACCGCAGAAUUACAUUUAAAACAUUUUCCGGAAAAGUGUCCCUUAUUACCCCGCUGUCCUAGCCUAGCCGCACUAGACAACCCACAACAACGAAUUUAAUUCUCUGCCAGGGUAGGUCUAGUUACCCUCCAUAAGGCUCGAGGCUGGAUUCUCCUAAAACUGGCCGGACCAAUCACCAUGAAGUGUAGAGUCAGAAGGCGGGCGUAACGAAGUGACGACAGAGGUGCGACGAUUCUGACAGAAACAACCAGCGCACAAUAAACAGUUAUCUUUCGACUCGGUUUUGACCACAGCUCUUAAAGAUUUGAAGCUAAAAUCCGACUUGAAAGAUAAACAAAGGACGGCACUGAAGUGUUUCAUUGAGAAGAAAGACGUAUUUGGACUUAUGCCAACGGGAUAUGUCAAAUCCUUAAUAUACCAGUUGGCUCCGCUGGUUGGGAAGCUAAUGGGACUUAGCCACAAUCCGCCGGUGCUCUCGGAACUACGUCAGCCUAUUCGUUCCGUUGAUCGGUUGUAUACCUACCCAAUUGCUGCAGAGGGAUUUGAUAGACAACCUUUUAGCCCGCCUCCCUCCCUGUCGAGCGGUCCUAGACCCUUGUGCCGUCAGAAACAUGGGUGUAGCAUGGCUAGGCUACCGCUGUCCCUUAUAGCCCCAUUUUACGGUACUUUUUUUAGCCAAUUUCAUGUACCGUAGCAUUGUUGUUGGAAAAGGGAACGUAGCUAUUUGAGUGCCAGUAAAUGACUCAAAGUGACUGUUGCAGUAGGAAUUACCAACAAUCAGUACAACUCAGUCUUUUAAUUAACUUAAAGGAACACCUUUGGAAUCUCAUUUCCAUUUGGUAAUCCUGACAGUAGCUUUAUGCAAUCUGUCAAAACUUUGUUUGUCCAUUCUCCAUAUAAUUUUCCACCAAACUUCUGCUCUGAUCACCCAGAAGCAACAAAAACACAAUGCAGCAUUCAGUCGUGUGUGUCCUCUGGGUCUGUGUGUCUGCCUGACCUUGGCUGUUUCCUCUCUAUGUGUAGGUCUGUUUUUUUCCUGGAUUUGCUAUUAUUAUAGUAAUGGAAAUGAAAUACAGACAGAUUUGUAAUUUC